This is a messenger RNA of Parus major (Great Tit), 767 nucleotides long. RefSeq names its product p53 and DNA damage regulated 1 (gene PDRG1). Gene Ontology annotation, biological process: protein folding. The transcript is spliced from 5 exons. Gene Ontology annotation, cellular component: prefoldin complex. The record is from RefSeq and is a predicted model, not a curated record. Bases 85 to 483 code for a protein of 132 amino acids. Lineage: Eukaryota; Metazoa; Chordata; Aves; Passeriformes; Paridae.
UGCGGCUGCGGCCCGGAGCCGAACGGCGGCGGACCCAGACCGGCCCCGGUGGAGGCUCCGGUCCCGACCCCGCUCGGCCCCGCCAUGGCCCGGGACCCGGCCUUCGUGCUGCGCUACCUGGCCGAGGUGGAGGAGCUGGCUGAGGACGUGCUGGCGGCACGGCAGCAGAUCGUGGACCUUGACGUGAAGCGGAACCGCAACCGCGAGGCCCUGCGGGCGCUGCAUAAGGACCCGGAGCCCGAUGAGAAGGCCAUGGUUUGUUUCGGGAACAUGUUCAUCGAGCUGCCGAAGGCAAAGACCCGGGAGAUCCUGCGGCAGGACCAGGAAGAGCUGGAUGAGGAGAUAAACAACCUCCGGAAAGAACUCCGGGUGAAGGUCAACCAGCUCUAUGAAGCUCAAGGCAAACCUGAGCUGAAGGGGUUUAACCUGAAUCCUAUGUCUGCCGAGGAAAUGAAACUCAUCAACCGCAUCCUGGAGGGCUGAGGUGGCCAUGCCAUUGUCACAGCGUGUUUGGCUGUCACUGUGGGUUCAUGUUUCCAUAGCCACAGUCCUCGGGAUUUGCAGGGCACUGCUGUGUCCAGAGCCCACGUAGGUGAGGGCCCUGGGAAUCAUUUGGCUGCUCAGCUACAACACUGCAGUUUGUUUGGAUCACAAACCCCUUUUCCUUGCUGGAACUCGGGUGGCAGAGCCGUGCUGAAUGCAGCACUGGGCAAAGGCCCACGGCUGGGGUGGAGGUGGGAUCAUUAAAAUCAGAGCAGUGGGACAUU